GACGGGCCGCUCCGAGCUGGAGGCGGAUCAUGGACACCGAGAGGACCGAACUUCUGAGUGGAAAAGUGUUUGUUGAACAUGAUGGACGCAUCGGGAAGAGAGCCAUGUCUGAUUCAAGCUGACGUCUGAGGAGCAUCAGUCUGGCUGAGAGAAGGAACCUCUCAUCCGCAGCUUUAACGCGUCCUGACCUUCCCCAACCACUGCUGCUUCAGUCCAUCACCAGAUUAGAAUGUGCUGGUUCCUGUCCAGAUCUAACCAUGAGUAGGACUGAGAAUCCUAAAGCGAGGCCGGUCCCCGUGGCCCUCACGCCCCAGCUGCCUCCCAGAGUCCACCGGCCCCUGUGUGUGUCGGUUUCAUCUGACAGCAGCGGCCGAUUCAAGGCUCUGGAGACGCAGGAGUGGAAAAACAAUCUCAAGGCUCAGAUGGAGCAGGCCCACAGUGCAGGAGCCGCCAGCAGCACAGGGUCUCUGGAGCGAGCCUCCCUGUUCUGCGCCUCGGCUUCCACGAGUAACUGCAGCUCCAGCCUGCCCAGUCCGGUGGAGAUCCUCAACAAGAGUAAAACCUCCAGCCGCUUCUCGCUCUUCUCUCCAUCCUGGAACAGCAGCUUUGAGUCUGAAUCGACCACUCCGUCCCGCUCCGGCUCCAAGAAGCUGAGGAACUACAGUAGAAGAGCUGCCACUGGGCCGGCCGGAGCCAGGGCCCCUGAUGCCCCAGAUCCUAAACCCAGCGGCCCUGAACACUUCCAGUACUCUGAACCCGUCAUCUCUAAAGUGACGGAUUACAUCUAUGUGGGCAAUCUGAACGCGGCGUACAACGGGCGUGCGCUGUGCCGCAACAACAUCGACAGCAUCAUUGACAUGAGCAGCGUGCCGGGAGAACCGGGACCCUCCCUGAGCCUCAUACCCUGCACCUGCUCCAGAGGGGUUCGGCACAGCUGGUCCCGCCUUAAAGUGGAUAUUGCUGAUGUGCCGGAGUCCCAGGGUGAUGGCUCAGCACUCAAGGAUUGCUGCUUUGAGGACAUCAACGAGUGCAUUAAUGCCUCCACGGAGAAGAGGAAGCGCGUCCUCGUUCACUGUCGGGACGGUUUCUCUCUGGCGCCCACGUGCAUCAUCCAGUACCUGAUGGUGAAGCAGAACAUGAAGCUGAUCGCUGCCUAUGAGCUGCUGAGAGCCAAGUACCCGGUCAACAUCAAAGAGUGCCACCAGAACGUGCUGGUGACCCUGGAGAAGACUCUGCGGCCCGGCUCCAACGUGGACCCCGAGUGCUUCAAACAGGCCAUCUCACGUAAAAUGGCCUGGAUCUGACCCCCCCCGUUGAUCCAUUUUCCCAGAAGCCAACCAAGGGCAGCUGUACUUUUCCCAGAUGUUCCUGGAUAUUAUUGAUCCCCAUUUCAGUUGAGUGGUUGUGAGAAUUUGUUGUAUUUGUUUUCCGGGUGUACAAAAGUGGUUUAGUUGUCACCCCCACCCCAUAACCUCAGCAGUUAGGCGCUGCAGCGGUCUGACCUGCAGUGUGUACAGCUUCUCUAUACAGCAGUAGUACUGUGGUGGGUGUGUGAAGUCUUUGUGUUGUUUUUAUUGAUCAGGUGAAAUUCUUCAUGGAUGAUCUCAGGAGUUUUCUGAUGUCACACAGCGUGGGAGCUCCACAAGACCAGGGUUCUCUGAGCCCGUAGGCACAUUAGUGAGUAGAAUCCACACCUGGACUAUAAUGUGAGCUGAGAACCAGAUGCAUCUUUCCACAGAACAAUAGGCUACGAUCGGGGGGUGGGGGGGUGGAGUUGAUGCAAUACUGAUUUAAGUGGAAUUACCUCUCAGGCAAAAAACCCAACACAGAAAUGUCAGAUGCACUUAAAACAAUUGUUCCAUUUUUGCUUUUUAUGAUGGUCAGAUAUGCUGCCUCCCUUCCCCCGCUGCAUGUGUACAUCAGGACUACAGAAGGGGGGGGUAAUGGUACAUGCACAUGUACCCCGGUGUCACAGUGCAGGUGUCUCUGGUAUCAUGACGCAUGCACAGGCGAGUGCCUAGUCAGAUGUUACCUGAGUGAAAAGGUGAGUCAGCAGCUAGCUCCAGGAAGAAGAGUCUUCACACACAGGCGCUCGCCUAGUGAAAUGUUUUUAUUUCAAAUUUUCACUUUAGAAAACAUUCAUUUGUGGUUUGCACCAAGUUAAAGCAUUUUUCAUUUUGUUCCUAGUUUACUGAGAGGUGAGCGUCUGGAGUCCAUUAUGACACGUUUACAGUUCAGACUUGAGUAGGGUUGGUUUUGGGACUAGGAGAGUUAAAUCUCAAAUGGAGGCAGACCUGGACCUUGGGCCAUGUAUACCAUUACACCCCCAGCCGGAGGAACAUGACAGUUUCAUCUCUUCCCAGAACAAUGAUGUUUAUGACAGUAGUUGGGUCAUGCCAUUAUUAUUACUGCUACAAGGUGCCAGAGUCUGACUGCUAUUAAACUGGACAACAACCUGAAACUCCAGUGCUAGCUCGUCUGGGCGCUGAUUAAAGUCCUAGCUGCACUCUCUCAGAAUUCACUGAAAUAUGUGCUGAGCCUGGAAAUGUUGACGUUAUGUCAGCGUUGGCGUUCCUACCCAAAGUAGUUCUAACUGCAGAGUCAAUUGUUUAAUGAUGCAACAUGAUUGUUUUACUCUGCAACGGGAGUCGUCGUUUUCCUCUUUGAUAUCUUUUCAUCUCUAUACUCCAGUUUGCACAUGAAUGGUCUUUGCACUGCGUGAUGUUUUGAAUCAUGACAAUGUGACCACUUGUUGGUUUUAUCCAAAACAAAUAAGUUGUAAGUAAGUUGUACAGAGCUGUCAACACACUCCAAGGAUUUUUAUUUUCUGAAAUUUAAUACAACAAUAAAGGAUGUGUGUGUGUG
This is a messenger RNA of Nothobranchius furzeri (turquoise killifish), 2865 nucleotides long. RefSeq names its product dual specificity protein phosphatase MPK-4. Gene Ontology annotation, cellular component: cytoplasm; cytosol. Gene Ontology annotation, molecular function: MAP kinase tyrosine phosphatase activity; protein tyrosine/threonine phosphatase activity; MAP kinase tyrosine/serine/threonine phosphatase activity. Lineage: Eukaryota; Metazoa; Chordata; Actinopteri; Cyprinodontiformes; Nothobranchiidae. Gene Ontology annotation, biological process: protein dephosphorylation; negative regulation of MAPK cascade. The record is from RefSeq and is a predicted model, not a curated record.